GAUCAAAAUAGUAGAGCACUGUUUAUAAACACUGCGCUCAGGAUAAAACGUAGUUAUUAAUUGGCUAAGGAGCCUAAUGCUAUCCGGGAAGCAACCAUGGCGAAAUAUGUACUCGGCAUAGACAUAGGAACUACUUCAAUCAAGGUCGUGUUACUUGAUAUUAACUCCAAAACAGUAACGGAUAGCUUUUCUUUGCCAACUAAGGCAUAUAUCGUCAGCGACGAAACGCAUGCCAAAGUGCAGGACUCUGUACAAAUCAUAACGACUCUGAAUGAGUGCAUUGCCUCUCUGCCCAUAGACAAGCUCCAGAAUGUCAGUAGAAUUGGGGUGUCUGGACAAAUGCAUGGGGUUGUAUUCUGGAAAGCACAAACAGGCUGUAAUUGGUCAGGUGGAGACAGCUGCCACCUCUUCAGCCCUAGAGACACCAGUCAUCUAAUCACCUGGCAAGAUGGGCGCUGCAACAGUGAUUUCCUGUCUACUCUUCCAAACCCAGACUCACAUCUCAGCAUAGCCACAGGCUUUGGUUGUGCCACUAUCUUCUGGUACAUGAAAUACAGGCCGGGGUUCCUGUCUGACUUCAUGGUGGCAGGAACCAUCCAUGACUAUGUGGUGUCCAUGCUGUGUGGCUUGGAGAGCUGUGUCAUGACUGUCCAGAAUGCAGCCAGCUGGGGCUACUUCAACACUGCCACCAACCAGUGGAACAUAGACAUUCUGAAGGAUGCUGGCUUUCCUGUGCACCUGCUCCCUGAGUGUGUGCCGUCUGGCUGCAUGGCUGGUCAGACGUGCUGUGAGUGGCAUGGCGUCCCUGCCAGCACACCUGUAGGGGCAGCCCUGGGGGACUUCCAGUGUUCUGUCUACUCCAGCAUGACUGACAGGACAGAAGCAGUUCUCAAUAUAAGCACCUCAGCCCAGCUGACCUAUGCCAUGCCACUUGACUUCACUCCGCCAAAUAUCCCUGAUCCCACCUCUUCCAUCUCCUACUUCCCUUACUUUGAUGGCUCCUACUUGGCGGUGGCCGCAUCACUCAACGGAGGGAACGUGAUGGCCACUCUUGUAGGCAUGCUGAGUGGCUGGAUGAACGAGCUAGAGGUGGAAGUGAGCGACUCCAGCUUGUAUGAGAAGCUGAUCAGAUGUGCCCUUGGAGUGGACAGUAGUGACCUGAGGGUUAGUCCUACCAUCCUGGGGGAAAGACAUGACCCGCUCAGCCUGGGCCAGGUGUCCAACAUACACCCUUCCAACCUCUCCCUGGGCCACAUGACCAGAGCGGUGUGCCGCGGUGUUCUGGACAAUAUCACCUCCAUGAUGCACCCGGUCUUCCUGCUGGAGGCCGGAGUGCAAAGGAUCAAGGGCAGUGGGAGUGCCUUAUCCCGUAACGCAGUACUCAGACAGGAAGCAGAAAGGGCGUUUCCUCUGCCUGUGGAAUAUGGACAGGAUGUGGACUCAGCUGUGGGUGUGGCGAUAGUCUUUCAUGACAGAAUGUGAGUUAUGAUUCACACAGAGGGACUAUUUGUUUGCUUGCAUAUUUGAAUACUUGAAUUGUAUUUUUUCUGAAUGGCUAACAGAGACUAUUACAAUAAACAUCAUGCUUAUUUUACAUUCACGUGAUAUCCUCAGACAUGUUUAUUAAUGAAUACAAUUGGAAAUUCAUAGUGCAAUCUCCAAUCAAGAUGAUGUCUCACAUUUAUAGUGUGAACUAAAAGUUCAAUUAGGCCUAUAGUAAGUGGUAAUUGGUAAUGUAUAGUUAUCUACAGUAAAAAAAAGUACUUUAUUAAUGUUUGCAUUAGUGCACUUGAAAUUUCAACUAAAACAUUGUUCUGCUACUGCUAGCUUACAUAUCAGUGUUAAUAGUAAUAAUUACUUAUGGAAGAUAUUAGUAUUGAUAAUAACUGUUGUAAUGAUUCAAUUGUUAUGUUAUAAUGGCAUGUAAAUAAAUCCUAAAUCAUGUUGAUGCCUCUAA
Molecule: messenger RNA, 1957 nt
Organism: Oncorhynchus masou masou (cherry salmon)
Lineage: Eukaryota; Metazoa; Chordata; Actinopteri; Salmoniformes; Salmonidae
Gene: shpk
Product: sedoheptulokinase
Exons: 7
Coding region: 97-1482 (461 amino acids)
Biological process (GO): phosphorylation; glycerol metabolic process; cellular response to lipopolysaccharide
Cellular component (GO): cytosol
Molecular function (GO): sedoheptulokinase activity
Source: RefSeq, a predicted model, not a curated record